Molecule: messenger RNA, 14477 nt
Organism: Porites evermanni
Lineage: Eukaryota; Metazoa; Cnidaria; Anthozoa; Scleractinia; Poritidae
Source: the annotation of a GenBank genome assembly
CAGGUAAAAUCAGAACGCGAUGAUUUAACGAGGAAACUGAAACGAAGAGAAGAAGCUGUUGAAGCAAGACAAGAGUCGUCGCUAUUAAGCGAACAAGUCGAAAUAACGAGACACGAACGAAGUGAGUCAAUGUUUGAGCAAAGUGCUCUUAUGCGGGACAAAUUCGAAAAAGAGGUCUCGGUAAGGAAAAUAAGCGCUGAACUCACAAAGUCUCAACAAAGAAAUAUCGAAAUGGACGCGAAGGUGACUUCCUUGGAAGAAAAAUCAGAGACGUAUAAAAAAGAACGAGAUCAUGCUAAAGAGCAGUGGAGGCAGUCGGUUAAGGAAAGGAAAAGAUUGCAUCGUGAAAUUGCUGCCAUUGUGCAAGCCAGGGACGAAGCGAUACAGAAGUGCUUUUCAACCGCAGAACAGUUAGAGAAGUUGAAGGAGGAGUACAAUCACUUGCUAAACCGUUUAGCGAAAACUGGUUUGAGUGCGAAUAAUUCGAGCGAACUGUCAAUUCCGUGCUCGUUGAAGGAGUGCAGGUUUUGCGCUGGAGAUACACCGGAAGGCGUUGAGGUAGGACAUAUUGAUAAACCGCCUUUUCUUUGCUGUCAACUCGUAGGCUCGUUUAACGCCGUCUCAUCUCCGGGGUCCGGUCUUUGAUCCUCCUUGAAUAGAGAUUCUUUCAGGGCUGCGGAGCGGAGAGGAGAAGGGGGGGGGGGGUGUGGGAUGAGGUCCAGGGGGGACUGCUAUAUAAGUGACGGAGAUGCUCGUCGCCUCGUUUAGGGUGUAAAUUGCAGGUUUUGGUCUCUUUAAGGGUGUUUGGGACGGAAAGUCGCUAUAUUUGCCCAUUCAGGUAUAGCUUAGAGCUGUGCAUGAAGAACUUUACAAAAAUGCUGUGACACUAGUCAUAACUUCUGAAAAACAACACGACAUCCCUGACACGAGACAAAACACUCUUACUAGCUUUUAUGUAAAUGUCUGUUUUUGUAUGACCAGUCCUUUAGGGGUAAGUUAAAGAUUGAGCAACACCCACAUUGGUCUCCCUUAGGGGUUUAAUUUUAAUUUUCCGAAGGCCAUCCCCGUCACUUUUAUAUGGAAGUGUCCCCCCCCCGGGGGGAUGAGUACGGGCUCAUUUUCCCGAACAGCGGCUGGUAAUCGAGCCCAUCAACCUGUAGGUGCAUAAACCCGUCGUAAAGUAAUAAAAUUAAUUUCUAACAAUCGUAUUCUAUUUUAUUGAAUUCUGUAAAGGCCCUUAAAUACUACCAUGCAAAAGUAAUACCAAAGAGGUAAUUGAAGAGGAUUCACUUUGUAAGGUUACGCCAAAGAAUUUCAUACAUAGAUUCAAAAGUUACACCUACAGCUCAAGUUUCCGUAACUGCCACCUGGGCGUGAUAGAAAGCUUAGCAACGACGAAGGCGAAGGCUGCGAAAUCGUUACUUAAAAAGUGAAUAAUGGCGCUGCAUUAAAGUUAUCGCUUUUAUCCCAUUUGGUCCAUUUUGUUGGCUGUUGGCGAGUUUUUGUGCGGUUGAAUUCUAAAGGACUGUAUCUGAGUUCAGAAAACGGAAAAAGAAAAUGGUUGUCCUGUGUGCAAGUUCUCCAUAAAACUGACGUGAAGGUAGUUUCCGUUCAGUCGUGCAUCGACAGCAAAGUAAUCAACAAAAAGCGUAACCUGUGCUCGUGCAAAGUUGGAAGUUUUGCUUUUUUUGCCGUUUUCGUUGCCGUUGCCUUUGUCGUCGCUUAAGCUCCUUAUUUACCGUUUGCAUCGACGGGUCGCUGCUGAUUAAGGUUAUGUUGACACCAUACCGGAUAGCCAUUCGUGCCGACACGAAAAGCUGGCCGAUUUAGUAUGAUCAGGAACGGCACAGAACUGGAGAACUAGAACAAGUCGUUCACCUAUAUUGAACAUCGUACAGGAACGGUUGGCCGAGAGUUUUUGGUUCUCUUAACCCAAUCCUCACUCCUGGGCCCUGUUCCUGUAAGGCCGAUUAGCACUAAUCCAGGAUUAAAAUUUUGUUCCGUUUUUGUAUUUUACCUUCCGGUGUAUUGCCUAGAGUAGCAUUUUGUGUUAUCAUUACUGUAUGUCGGAGUAGAUGCUCAACAGUAUUUUGUAUGCUCCAGUUGCAUGUGACUUCCGCCUCAUUGGAUUCCAGUCCUAUUUUCUACUUAUUCACCUCCUCCACGGUCCCGGAAUACCUGUUCACACUGCACCAAAGAGUGGCACAGUACCUAUCCCAUACUAACGCGCCACUUUCGAGAUCGGCUCCGGGCUGCCUGCGCAGCUUCGCUCCUUUACAGAAAUCGCGUCGAAAUCACCAGUUCUCAUGUGUGAACAGAAGCCCUAUCCAGUAUGAUUUUCGCUCUGGCGCAUUGGAUAGCUAUCCGGUAUAGUGUGAACAUAGCCUAAGAGGCCUAAGUAUUCGGGACUUUAUACUACUAGAUGAGAAAUUUCUGCAAUUUGAUUGGUUUAGAGCAGUGGUAUUUCAGCUUAAUUUGAAAUACCUACAUGUGAAAAUUACAGACCUUUUGCGGGUAGUAGUAUAAACAAAUAAUAGCAUGAUUUGUACGUGAUACUUGGCAUAAAUACCACUCGUGAUAUUUCAAAAUUGUCUCAAAUUUCACUCGCCUAACGGCUCGUGAAAUUACGUAUAACAAUUUUGAAAUAUCACUCGUGGUAUUUAUGCCAAAUAUCACUACAAAUCAUGCUAUUACCUAUACAAAAAAAUAGUGGAAAUUGUAAUUUGUUCACCCACGGAUCACUAAGGAGUUCAUAAGAACUCGUUGAAACGUGUUCGUGCGUUCCAGAUCGAAUUGGAAUUUGAAAGUGUUGGUUUUUAAGAAGAGGGGAAAACCGGAGUACCCGGAGAAAAACCUCUCGGAGCAAGGAAGAGAACCAACAACAAACUCAACCCACAUAUGGCGUCGAAGUUUGAAGUUUGUCCCAUUACAUGAGCAUAGUUAGUCGCUUAAUCCGUAAACGGUUUUGUCUUUUUGCCCGCUUUUGGUUCUAAUCGCAAUGUAUAGAUUUAGCCGAGGCUAAAGGCGAAACUCCAGUUAAUGAAAAACAUUGCAAUGAAGAAAUCCAAUUAGAGUUGAGCCUGCGAUCAGUUGAAAACUAGAAGCUUGUAAGCGGUAAACUUAAAAAAAAACAUGUACCCUCGAUGGGUCGACACCUGAGCCACCAAUACGGUCAUGUGAUAAUGGUCAUUGGAUACCCUGUUUUGACAGCUGUCAACUGCCUACAACAUGGAUGUGCAAUAUCAGGUUGCAGGCUCCCACACUAGCUAGAACGUUUAACAUUUCACAUUGGUUUCCCUGUGGUGUGGACGGACGGGCGGACGGGCGGGCGGGUGGACGAACGGUCACGUGACUACCAAAAUUUCUUGGAUGGAUAGGUAACCAAAUUUUCUUAGCUAUGGGGAUCCUCUCGCGCGCAAUAUUAAUCUAAUUCUAGUGAUAAAAAUUAGGUUAACUUGUAGACAAUUUUUAUGUCUUCAGUCUCCAGACACGUCUUUCACUGAAAGUGAGGAAGUACGAGUAUCAGUAGAAAAGGUGUGUUAAUAUUUUCCAGUUUGUACAGUAAUGUUAAUUCAACUGCAUCUUUGCCACUAGGGUAGACAUGUUGUGAUCGGAUUUGAUCCUGAGUUUACAUUGUAUUUUUCUUUGUUUCAAACUGACUGUCAAACAUUACCAUAGUACCCAAAAACAAUAAUAUGAACCCAUGUUUUAAGAAAAAGUCACACCAUAUUUUACUCGAUAGUUUUCAUUUGUAUCCCAAAACAUGUAAUUAAUUCACACAUUAAACUCGCACGGUUUAGUACCAGCUAGUGCAAUGGUGAGUGCACUAUUUUGCGCAAAGCUCAGGUACACUAGUACUACUCUCACUUCAAAGCAUCAGCUUCUGCUAACUGGUUUUUUAUCAUGAAACCUUAACUAACAUUUACGCCUCCCUAAUACGGACACCAAAGGGACUGGGCCAAGUGUUUGCAUUGUAAAGGUGUCCAUGUUAUAGAGGUGGAAACCAGUAGUACUGACUGUAAUAGAGGGAGGUAAUGUUAUACACGGGUCGGUAAGAAAAGGCUCGACUGUAUAAGUUAUCUUUUUGUAUGCUUACUCACUUAUAGGAUGAUCCCCUCGAUUCCAUCAAAUUGGCGCGAGUUUCGAUUAGUGGCAGGCCAUGUACAGCCAUCACUGAUAUCGACAAGGCUUUUGGAACCGCCAGGAACAUCAGGUAUUAAUUAGCGUCACUUUCCUUCGUUAAGUCACUUUGCUAAGUACCGCUGUUUUUUCAAUGUACAAACAUCCGUAAAGUUUCUGAUCUCCAUUUGCGUUACUUUGCUCUAUUAUGUUUUCAGAAAAUAUGACGAGGUUGUAUCCAUCAACGAUAUCCCGGUAAGCGAAUCGGAUCAAAAUCUUGUUAAAUCUUUGCUGGAUGGAGCUGUAACGACGCUUAAUAUGGUAAGACUUGAACUGUUGGUUAUUUCUUUUGCUACCAACCCUUUUUUUCUCAUUCUCAUUUACAUGUCAAUUAAAGGAGAUAGGCGUAGAGGUCACCAUAAAAAAACUUGAGUCCAUUAUGCCGUCAACUCGACGUCUAUUCCUGAUUUUAUUCUCGCCAUAAUUUGUUUGUAUUCGUUGUUUCUUUUUAUAGGUUCUCAGGCGACCUGUUGGCAGUUGUCAGGUUAACCUGGACUUGGAUCUCAAAAUUCCAAAGAAACAUAAAACCGGUAAGAAAGUGAUAAACAUUUAUGGUAAAGGCUGUACUCAUUUAAGUCAAAUGUCGUCCGCCAAUUGGUCAGUAGACAAACGACAUUGCCCCUAUUGUAGUGCUUAGGUCUAGGGACCUUCCCUCAGUUGGUCAUUGGACAAAUGAAAUUGCCCCUUAUGUAGUUCUUAGGUCUAGGGAUCUUCCAUCAGUUGGACAUUGGACAAAUGAAAUUGCCCGUUGUGUAGUGCUUAGGUCUAGGGAUCUUCCAUCAGUUGGUUAUUGCACAAAUGAAAUUGCCCCUUAUGUAGUGCUUAGGUCUAGGGAUCUUCCAUCAGUUAGAAUUUGGACAAAUGAAAUUGCCCCUUAUGUAGUGCUCAAGUCUAGCGAUCUUCCAUCAGCUGGUCAUUGGACAAACGACAUUGUCCCUAUUGUAGUGCUUAGGUCUAGGGAUCUUCCAUCAGUUGGACAUUGGACAAAUGAAAUUGCCCCUUAUGUAGUGCUUGGGUCUAAGGAUCUUCCAUCAGUUGGUCAUUGGACAAACGACGUUUUUUGUUGCAGUGCCCAUAGACACAUGUAUUGUAGCGCUGCUUUUUCAGUCCUUUUUCAACUUCAAAAUCUUUUUGCAGGUCUCGGAUUUGAGUGUGGGUUGUACGUGAAAGCACUAAAGGAUAGCUGUAUCUCAGAAGAUCAAAACAAACUCGAAAUAGGAGAUUAUGUUAUGAAGGUAAGAUAAAAUCAUUUUUGUAAUCCGGUGAUCGAGCAAUUUUCAGUGGUUAUAUCCGACCCAUUGCGCCACCUAUUUGAUAGCUGGGCACGCUACGCUUCGGAGGUUUUAUCAUUUUCCGCUAGGCCUUAGGUUUCGUUAUUUUGGCCAAUAGUAUUUCAUUAGAUUAAGAGAUGCAUUUAACAUUUUCUUUCAUCAUUACAUCUUAUCACUAUUUCUUCAAAACUUGUUACUAAAUUUAUUAUUUGUAAGUUAAGCUUACCUCGGCGUUCCCCGUUGUUGUAGAUCAACGGUAAACAUCUGGAUAAAAUCAUUGCUUCAUCUGUGGAGAAAGUUUCCAAGAAAAACGGUGACAAAUUGAAGCUUCACGUAUCCAGAACGAUCCAAGCCAAGCCAGGAAUGUGCGAAUUCAAGGUAGGUUGCUUUCUCACCUACGUAGAUAUAUGAGAAGUAAAGCCCAGUUGAUUCUUUAAGCUCUCAUAGUGACCAGUAAUAGAAACCCAGUAAUAGAAACCCGGUCACCAGCACCUGCAAUUUCUUCUUUCGCUUUCGAAAUAAGCACAGAGGCUUAAAAAAACAACGAUAAAGUGGAUUAUUUGGUACCGUGGAACGAAAAAAGACAAUUCCUUGCUCUUUUAAAACUGCAGUCAAACCUCCACGUGCAACCACCUCUCGUUACGAUCCAAUCAUAUUUAGCGACCAAAUUACAGUAAAAAUGGCGCGGCUAUUUCUGGUCGUUUACGAGAACUUGCUGUCGUAAGCGAUCUUGUGAUAAAAGUAUUGUGGGUGUUCGCUUAUUAGAGUUUUUGUGACAAAAAAAACAAAAGUGGCGUAAUUAUGUUGUUGAUUGCAAAUCGUUAAUCCAUUCAGCUNAAUGUUAUACACGGGUCGGUAAGAAAAGGCUCGACUGUAUAAGUUAUCUUUUUGUAUGCUUACUCACUUAUAGGAUGAUCCCCUCGAUUCCAUCAAAUUGGCGCGAGUUUCGAUUAGUGGCAGGCCAUGUACAGCCAUCACUGAUAUCGACAAGGCUUUUGGAACCGCCAGGAACAUCAGGUAUUAAUUAGCGUCACUUUCCUUCGUUAAGUCACUUUGCUAAGUACCGCUGUUUUUUCAAUGUACAAACAUCCGUAAAGUUUCUGAUCUCCAUUUGCGUUACUUUGCUCUAUUAUGUUUUCAGAAAAUAUGACGAGGUUGUAUCCAUCAACGAUAUCCCGGUAAGCGAAUCGGAUCAAAAUCUUGUUAAAUCUUUGCUGGAUGGAGCUGUAACGACGCUUAAUAUGGUAAGACUUGAACUGUUGGUUAUUUCUUUUGCUACCAACCCUUUUUUUCUCAUUCUCAUUUACAUGUCAAUUAAAGGAGAUAGGCGUAGAGGUCACCAUAAAAAAACUUGAGUCCAUUAUGCCGUCAACUCGACGUCUAUUCCUGAUUUUAUUCUCGCCAUAAUUUGUUUGUAUUCGUUGUUUCUUUUUAUAGGUUCUCAGGCGACCUGUUGGCAGUUGUCAGGUUAACCUGGACUUGGAUCUCAAAAUUCCAAAGAAACAUAAAACCGGUAAGAAAGUGAUAAACAUUUAUGGUAAAGGCUGUACUCAUUUAAGUCAAAUGUCGUCCGCCAAUUGGUCAGUAGACAAACGACAUUGCCCCUAUUGUAGUGCUUAGGUCUAGGGACCUUCCCUCAGUUGGUCAUUGGACAAAUGAAAUUGCCCCUUAUGUAGUUCUUAGGUCUAGGGAUCUUCCAUCAGUUGGACAUUGGACAAAUGAAAUUGCCCGUUGUGUAGUGCUUAGGUCUAGGGAUCUUCCAUCAGUUGGUUAUUGCACAAAUGAAAUUGCCCCUUAUGUAGUGCUUAGGUCUAGGGAUCUUCCAUCAGUUAGAAUUUGGACAAAUGAAAUUGCCCCUUAUGUAGUGCUCAAGUCUAGCGAUCUUCCAUCAGCUGGUCAUUGGACAAACGACAUUGUCCCUAUUGUAGUGCUUAGGUCUAGGGAUCUUCCAUCAGUUGGACAUUGGACAAAUGAAAUUGCCCCUUAUGUAGUGCUUGGGUCUAAGGAUCUUCCAUCAGUUGGUCAUUGGACAAACGACGUUUUUUGUUGCAGUGCCCAUAGACACAUGUAUUGUAGCGCUGCUUUUUCAGUCCUUUUUCAACUUCAAAAUCUUUUUGCAGGUCUCGGAUUUGAGUGUGGGUUGUACGUGAAAGCACUAAAGGAUAGCUGUAUCUCAGAAGAUCAAAACAAACUCGAAAUAGGAGAUUAUGUUAUGAAGGUAAGAUAAAAUCAUUUUUGUAAUCCGGUGAUCGAGCAAUUUUCAGUGGUUAUAUCCGACCCAUUGCGCCACCUAUUUGAUAGCUGGGCACGCUACGCUUCGGAGGUUUUAUCAUUUUCCGCUAGGCCUUAGGUUUCGUUAUUUUGGCCAAUAGUAUUUCAUUAGAUUAAGAGAUGCAUUUAACAUUUUCUUUCAUCAUUACAUCUUAUCACUAUUUCUUCAAAACUUGUUACUAAAUUUAUUAUUUGUAAGUUAAGCUUACCUCGGCGUUCCCCGUUGUUGUAGAUCAACGGUAAACAUCUGGAUAAAAUCAUUGCUUCAUCUGUGGAGAAAGUUUCCAAGAAAAACGGUGACAAAUUGAAGCUUCACGUAUCCAGAACGAUCCAAGCCAAGCCAGGAAUGUGCGAAUUCAAGGUAGGUUGCUUUCUCACCUACGUAGAUAUAUGAGAAGUAAAGCCCAGUUGAUUCUUUAAGCUCUCAUAGUGACCAGUAAUAGAAACCCAGUAAUAGAAACCCGGUCACCAGCACCUGCAAUUUCUUCUUUCGCUUUCGAAAUAAGCACAGAGGCUUAAAAAAACAACGAUAAAGUGGAUUAUUUGGUACCGUGGAACGAAAAAAGACAAUUCCUUGCUCUUUUAAAACUGCAGUCAAACCUCCACGUGCAACCACCUCUCGUUACGAUCCAAUCAUAUUUAGCGACCAAAUUACAGUAAAAAUGGCGCGGCUAUUUCUGGUCGUUUACGAGAACUUGCUGUCGUAAGCGAUCUUGUGAUAAAAGUAUUGUGGGUGUUCGCUUAUUAGAGUUUUUGUGACAAAAAAAACAAAAGUGGCGUAAUUAUGUUGUUGAUUGCAAAUCGUUAAUCCAUUCAGCUAAAAUAUUAUUAGAUAGUUUCUCUUUUAACGUAUAAAAUACAAAAUCAGCUUUUAUUUUACGUUACCCCGUUUAUUCUAGUGUUGACUAAUUAGUUAACGAUAAUAUAAAAACCAAUGAAAAGAUCAGCCUGUGAUUCAGAAAAAGUGGCCCCUUCGAUUACCAGAGCCCUUCUUUGCAGAGUUAAAUUACAGUUCAAACUGGGUUUCACCAAGCUGGUCAUAACUAGUGCAGGUCGCUUACGAGAGUGGUCGGAAGGCCGAAAGCGUCGACUGCACUAAAUACUUUUCAAUUGGAACCCUCGGAUAAUAGUCCUGAAUAAGACUGUUGUUGAUAGUUACUGGCUCUUUUUCGUGAACCUGUUGGACGAUCAUCUGUCGUACCUCAUUCUCCUGGUAUCUCUCAAGUUUUUUGCCACCCUCUUGUCUAUAUCGAGGUAACUGAAGAGGAUUGAAUCAACUUAUUAAGCCCCCGCUAUGUGCUUUCUUACAUUUUUCAAUUAUACUUGCCUUUUUCUCCAGACUUGUAACGCUACUGAUUCCGAGUCCGAGAGCGUUGUACUAAGGCGUCUUCCUCGUUGUAAUGGAGACAACCGUCUUUCACUCAUAUCGAAUGACAGCUCUAUAUCACGCGACUCCAAAUUUUCUAUGAACUCGAGCGCUGGUUCCAUGAGCUCGAACAACGAAUCGUCACUAGCGGACUCGACCUCAGACCUUUACGGAAAUAGAUACCCGGUUUAUGGACUUUUCCUGUCCGACAGACAUAAAACUGGAAGUGGUAUUUAUAUACCUGCAUCAGAUUCCCAACUGGAAACAAUAGUGGCAGACGAUUGGCCUGACGCGAGGACAGUAACUAGCGCGGAUGAUUCCCAGGAUGCCUCGGAUGCUAAAGAGAGCGAUGCUUGCGACUAUGGGACUUUGAAACGAAACAGUCGCGCGCCAGUAAACCGGAAGUUCGUUAGUACGUCGCAACUGCAGUCGGGAACGUUUUUGACGCCGACUUUGGACGGUACGUUGCAUCGUGCCCAGUCCACCAUCACUGCUGUUCGAGUCGACGAUGAUGGAUUGAGUUCGAGCAUAAUAAGGUCGAGUACUUGUGGAGCAAUCGUCCCUGUAGGAGAAAGGUUCGUAAAUUUUGAAUGUUUGUGUUUCAGUCCCCUCAGUUAAACCGUCUUAUACGGACCUCUAGAAGGGAAAAUGUGUUGCUGUUGUUUCGCCAUGUUGCCCUUUUGUUUGAAUCGCUUUUGUUGGAAGGAAAAUUUGCUACUUAUACGCACAUCUGCCUAAAAAAUAGUUCUAUUUCUAAGCUUGCCCAUUUUCAAAAUCCUUUAAAAAUUUCCUUACAUUUGAAUGGUUCAAAUUCGACAUGUCACUUAAUAGGCGUCACGUUGCAUAUUUCACAGAGAUAACUUAUGCUUUACUUUAUAUGCGGUACAUUCUUUUUUUAUAUAAGGACUUUUUUUGCUAGAACGUAAUAUUAAGAACAUGCCAAGAACAUACCCGAGGCUCAGAGAAGAACAAUAAGUGUAUUUUUACCGCCUUAAAUUUCCUAAAUCCAAAAACUCUGAAUUACUAAUAAGGUCCUACAUGGAAUCAGAGGGCAUGUAAAGCGAAGCCACGUUAAAGACUUAGUGUAAGGCGAUUCACUGACUGCUACAACGAGCCCCCUGUCUUCUGAUCUAUGAUAAAAUGUAACUUAAAAGUUAUCAGAUUUCAGUUAUUGAAUUUUUUUCCGUAAGAGCAUUUCCGAGAGGAAACUGCCCAGAAAAUAAGAACGGUCCAGGCUCAACUGGAAAAAUGGACGUUCUUAUUAAAAAAAGAGUGUAUUUGAGAUUCUGUUACAAAGCAAACUGAGUCAUUAAUGUUGGUUAGAGUAGUGUACAAUUUACAAGAGUUAUAAUUUGUUAUCACUAACCAAUAACGCAGUUAAUUAACCAUCUAUCUGCUCCGUCUCUCUCCUCAGCCCCCGUGUUAUUCGCCUGGAAAAAAAGCCGUUGGAUGGCCUGGGAUUGGAGGUAUCGGGUGGUUAUCGCGUUGGAAUUUACGUUAUCGAGCUUUUGGAAAACUCUGUUUGUAAGGCUGCUGGCCUGCAAGUUGGAGAUAGGCUUUUCAAGGUAAGAAAUCUCACGUUAAGUUUCUGCUUUAGUCUUGCUUUCUGAAAUUUUUACCUUUUUUCUCCUUAGUUGAAUAGCUACGAUCUAACAAGAGCUACCUUGGAUCAUGCCACACGGAUUGUGCGCCUUCUCAGCACGUGCACUUAUCUCAGGAUCGAGGCUCAACUGGUAUCAAGUAAGUCUUCUUGGUCCAUAAAAAAAUGUUGCUUAUGCCUUCAUGGUAGCAAUUUUGUUCAUAUGACGUAACAGCUCCUUAGUUGUGCCAUAGCCUGACUAUGUUAUUAACCUGAUCUUGUAAAACACAUCUCAAACUAUCCAUUAAAUGUACUUCAAAAGAUGUUUUCGUCAUGCAGCAAGGAAAUCCAAAGGGGCAACAUCUACCCCGAAAGGGGGCUUAUUAGCUUUCGUCCCCUGAAAAGAGGGGGCUUAUUUGAGAGGGGGGGGGGGGGGUGCUAAAUAGAGAAUUUACGGUACUUAGCUUGAUGACUCAUGUUUUUGUAGAUUACAAGGACAUUCUGGAAGACAAACCUUACGAUUCACUUUAUGUCAGGUAAGUAUGACUUAACGUAGCAGUGCCGUAAUUCGUGCAAUAUCUGAGGAUUUUUCAACAACGAGCUGACGUUCGGGAUCAUUUUUUCGCUUUUCGCUUAUACGUUGUUGAAAAUGGACGGUUGAGCAUGCGUCGAAAACGAGGACGAAUUUGCUGUGCAAAGUCGUCGUACUAUGACCAUGGAAAACGGGAUUGACACUGCACGCGGGCAUAAAGUAACAGCGGUGUAAACGUAUCUGUUAACACUAAAUCUUCUAUUUAAGGGUCGUAUUUCGUUUGCUUAAGAUUUGAUUUUUUACUUGAUGACAGGUGGGUGAUGAACCUGGGAUUUCAAGUUUUGUUCAAAAUAAAAUAUCAUGCAGUUUCAACUCGUUCUCUUGGCAAGUUAACUCGAGAUUUAAAUUUAACUUUUUAACUUUUGUUUAUUAAGAAAACACCAUUGUAAACACUGGUUUUUAACCCUUGUGCGGUCACAGCCAAUGUUCGCCUCCCCCCUCCCCCGAUCUGUUUCACAAAGAUGAUUUUGAUUGACUGAUUGAUUGAUUGAUUGAUUGAUUUUGUUCCUCAGAACUAUUCACCCAUACAAAGCUAUGUCUCCAGACGAGCUCAGCUUCACGGUGGGGGAAACGCUACAUGUAAUCAACACGCGUGCAAACUAUGAUCAAGCGAGGCAAAGUUGGAAAUGGGUGGCUCAACGCAUGAGGAAAGACACCAAGGUUCUUGAAGAAGGUCUAGUUCCUUGCAUGGGAAGGUAAGCUUUAGAUAAUUCGUUCCCAGAACUUGAAGUAGCAAGUAGCAGGGGACGCGAGGGACUGCACCUGAUCGACCUGAUCGCACCUGACCAUCAUGGCACAAAUGGUAUUCUGUAACCACUCGACCACAUAGUAAUGAACUUACGCAACAGAAGAAAGACGGCAAACCUUUUGUGACAAGCGUGAGAUUCAAAAGUCGUUUGAAAAAACGUUUCGUCAAACUUUGCCCUCCCUUAAACAGAUCUUUUAGUAAAUGACCAGAAAACAUUAAUGUGAAGUGAAGAUCACGACAAAGCACACAGUCAAGUAAUUACCUUGUCACGUUUGUCACAUACAAGCGUCAGCGCGUUUUGCCGUCCUCUCCUUUCUGCCGUCUUGCUGCGUAAACUCAAUAAUAUGAAAACCACUGACAAUAAGCAGUCGAGAUGUCGCGAUUUACAACUCAAGUGACGUGAGAGACUGCGCAUUGCGAGACAAGCAAUAUUCUCCUGUUUAUUGUUCUUACCGCUCGAAUAGGCCAUUUUCAAAAUUGUGUGCAGACAGCCCUAGCCUUUAAAUAGGAGCGAGGCUUAGGGUGGCCAUGUUUUGUUUCUGUCCUUACUGCUUUUCAUGAGUAAAUCGUGUUCUUCUCAUGCUACGAGGCCCGUUAUCAUGUGAAAAACAUGAAGGUUGAAACAAAACCAGGUCGCCUCCAGCCUCGCUUCUAUUCAAAGGCUAGGGAGCUGAGCACACAACCUUAAUUUAGACAUGAGAAUAAGAAACCUGAUAAUUUGUAGGAGUAACACAAAACAGAACCCUAGUUCCUUUGGCUAUAAUUAUUUCCCUUUCCUUUAACAGUAUUCCAGAACAUGUUGAGUCAUCAGUCUUGUCCCAAACUCUUCAGCGGUUUGAUUCUGAGUCUGAGGAACGUAUGAGUGAUGAUGCACCAUCAACAUUAAAGAGAGCUUCAACUGAUCGGCGCAGCAUCAUUCAGAGAUACCGCAAACUUAUGAAACGAGAGAGCAGGGAAUUCGCCCAUAAUACAGACGAAAAUGGUGAGAACUUUCUCAUAAAAGAUAACUAACCAUUUUUUUAUGGCAAGUCGCCUGACUUAAAUCAGCUUAACCCGUCUUUUAAAACUUUCCGAUUUCUGAAACCGUUUCAAAGGUCAGAACCCGCUUGUACGGCGUCAGACGGAACCACAGUCUCAUGCUACUAAGUACGAUUCACUNAAGAAAGACGGCAAACCUUUUGUGACAAGCGUGAGAUUCAAAAGUCGUUUGAAAAAACGUUUCGUCAAACUUUGCCCUCCCUUAAACAGAUCUUUUAGUAAAUGACCAGAAAACAUUAAUGUGAAGUGAAGAUCACGACAAAGCACACAGUCAAGUAAUUACCUUGUCACGUUUGUCACAUACAAGCGUCAGCGCGUUUUGCCGUCCUCUCCUUUCUGCCGUCUUGCUGCGUAAACUCAAUAAUAUGAAAACCACUGACAAUAAGCAGUCGAGAUGUCGCGAUUUACAACUCAAGUGACGUGAGAGACUGCGCAUUGCGAGACAAGCAAUAUUCUCCUGUUUAUUGUUCUUACCGCUCGAAUAGGCCAUUUUCAAAAUUGUGUGCAGACAGCCCUAGCCUUUAAAUAGGAGCGAGGCUUAGGGUGGCCAUGUUUUGUUUCUGUCCUUACUGCUUUUCAUGAGUAAAUCGUGUUCUUCUCAUGCUACGAGGCCCGUUAUCAUGUGAAAAACAUGAAGGUUGAAACAAAACCAGGUCGCCUCCAGCCUCGCUUCUAUUCAAAGGCUAGGGAGCUGAGCACACAACCUUAAUUUAGACAUGAGAAUAAGAAACCUGAUAAUUUGUAGGAGUAACACAAAACAGAACCCUAGUUCCUUUGGCUAUAAUUAUUUCCCUUUCCUUUAACAGUAUUCCAGAACAUGUUGAGUCAUCAGUCUUGUCCCAAACUCUUCAGCGGUUUGAUUCUGAGUCUGAGGAACGUAUGAGUGAUGAUGCACCAUCAACAUUAAAGAGAGCUUCAACUGAUCGGCGCAGCAUCAUUCAGAGAUACCGCAAACUUAUGAAACGAGAGAGCAGGGAAUUCGCCCAUAAUACAGACGAAAAUGGUGAGAACUUUCUCAUAAAAGAUAACUAACCAUUUUUUUAUGGCAAGUCGCCUGACUUAAAUCAGCUUAACCCGUCUUUUAAAACUUUCCGAUUUCUGAAACCGUUUCAAAGGUCAGAACCCGCUUGUACGGCGUCAGACGGAACCACAGUCUCAUGCUACUAAGUACGAUUCACUUAAAUAUUUAUAGUGACUUAUCCUCUACAGACUCCAAACGAGAAAACAGACACCCAAGAACAAGAAUGGAGAGCUAGAUAGCUAGAUAAUUUUCCAGUGGUCGCUCAAUUCACCCGAUUAAUUGCGUUGCAGUUUCUUAUAAUUUUUGUAACACUUAACGCGCAGUGAAUACCCAUGUAACGUUUUUUCUUUCUUCUGCAGGUAACACGAACAAGGUGAUGUUUUACGAAAUCCUAAGCAAGAUUUCGGACUGA